AUGAAACUAUGGAGAAUCCAAACAUUAUUUCUCUUGCUUCUGUGUGUCAGUGUUUUGCCAACCUGUUGGUGUGCUCAUGGGAAAUACGCUCAGAAGCUCCUGAAUGAUUUAUUCACCAACUAUACUAGUGCGUUGAGGCCUGUGGAGGACACAAACAACAUACUGAAUGUGACCCUGCAAGUGACACUGUCACAAAUUAUCGACAUGGAUGAGCGAAACCAAAUUUUGACAGCAUAUUUAUGGAUACGGCAAGUGUGGGUUGAUGCAUACCUCAAAUGGAAUAAAGAUGAAUACGAUGGACUUGAUACCAUCCGCAUACCUAGUAGUUAUGUAUGGAGACCUGAUAUAGUCCUAUAUAACAAUGCUGAUGACCAUUUCACUGGCCCCAUGGACACCAAUGUGGUGAUCCGACAUGACGGCCAGAUAAUGUGGGAUUCCCCAGCUAUCACCAAGAGCUCCUGCAAAGUAGACGUGUCCUUCUUCCCCUUUGAUGCUCAGCAGUGCAGGUUCACAUACGGCUCCUGGACCUACAACGGUAACCAGCUGGACAUCCUGAACGCCAUGGAGAGCGCUGACCUGGCUGACCUGGUGGACAAUGUGGAGUGGGAGGUGCAGGGUAUGCCAGCUAAGAAGAACAUUAUUCAGUAUGGCUGCUGCGCUGACCCUUACCCUGAUGUGACCUACACACUGAAACUGAAGAGAAGAGCUUCCUUUUAUGUCUUCAACCUGCUUAUACCAUGUGUGAUGAUCUCUUUCCUGGCUCCGUUGGGCUUCUACCUGCCUGCUGACUCUGGAGAGAAGGUGUCUUUGGGCGUCACUGUGAUGCUGGCGCUCACGGUCUUUCAGCUGUUGGUUGCAGAGAUUAUGCCACCUUCUGAGAACGUGCCACUUAUUGGAAAAUAUUACAUUGCGACGAUGACAAUGAUCACAGCUUCCACUGCCCUGACCAUCUUUAUCAUGAACAUACACCACUGUGGCCCGGAUGCCAAGCCUGUUCCCAAGUGGGCCAAGAAAGUCAUUCUGCAGCACAUGGCCAGAAUGUGUUUUGUUUAUGAAGUUGGGGAGAACUGCAUGUCGCCACAGUUGGAGAAACAGGAACCUCAACUUCCGAAGAACACCAACUGCACCAUGAAUGGUCAGGCAGGACCAUGCAGGGAAAUGGACAGAGGACAAGACACAGUGGGCCCCAUGAACGCAGAGGAAAGGGAGGACGUUGAUCAGAUGAUGAGUCCGAUAGGCUCGAUGGGGAAGAACCCUACCAACCAAUACAGUACUUGGAAGAAUGGCAUGUUCAUGAGCAUGGACUGUGGAGAUUCAGGGAGUCAGAGGAGAUGCAGGAAGGGAGGUGUGAGUGAUGGAGAGAGAAAAGACAGAGAGAUCUCCUGCACCCAAAGCAAUGAGAAGCAGCUGCUGCGUAACAUUGAGUACAUAGCCAACUGUUACAGAGAUCAGAGGGCCACUCAGAAAAGGACUGGGGAGUGGAAGAAAGUAGCCAAAGUUUUAGACCGCUUCUUUAUGUGGAUAUUUUUUAUAAUGGUGUUUCUCAUGAGCCUUCUCAUCAUGGGCAAAGUCAUCUAACUGCAGAACUGAGAAGUGUGUUUUAAGUGUUAAUUUGUGUAUAUAAGAGAGAGAUUAUUACAGUUUAGCACAGGAUUCAUGAAGCACUACA
Messenger RNA from Morone saxatilis (striped sea-bass), 1669 nucleotides. It is a transcript of the gene chrna10a, whose product is annotated as cholinergic receptor, nicotinic, alpha 10a. The record is from RefSeq and is a predicted model, not a curated record. Gene Ontology annotation, molecular function: acetylcholine-gated monoatomic cation-selective channel activity; transmembrane signaling receptor activity. Lineage: Eukaryota; Metazoa; Chordata; Actinopteri; Moronidae. Gene Ontology annotation, cellular component: postsynaptic membrane; neuron projection; synapse. The transcript has 5 exons. Gene Ontology annotation, biological process: monoatomic ion transmembrane transport; signal transduction; chemical synaptic transmission. Bases 1 to 1578 code for a protein of 525 amino acids.